ACUACACAUUCCAUAAUUACUGUAAUGGACCCUUUAUCUAUUACUGCUGGAGCUGCUGGCUUCAUUUCACUUGGUAUUACGGCCGCUGGAGGAAUCAUCCAAUACUGCAAAUCAUUACGAUCUCAAGAUGUGGACUUUGUACAGUUAACGCGACACGCCAAAGAGCUAGAAUCAUUCCUCGGCUCAAUCAAAGACCGGAAUACAGCAUCACAAAGUCCUAAUACAGACAUCCAUAACUCUUUACAACGAUGUUGUCAGGCCUAUGACGCUUGCCUGAAUGAUUUCAAGCAACUCAAUGCCAAGUAUACCAACCAGAAAUCCAAUCGAAAGCUCAUAUACAAAUUGAAAUACCCCUUCGAUAAAGCGAAACUCAAUGAUCUCCGAUCUCAACUACAAGAAUUCCACGUUAUACUACUGGGCAUCUUGCAGUUACUCAAUUUGGAUGCCACGCGAGAAAUAAGAAGUAUCGCUAUUUCAGAAUCUGCAAAGACAACACUCGCGGUACAGUCGAUAGAAAGACAGGUCCAAUCUUCUCUCUCCGAUGUAAAACAAGCAGUAACCGAUAUACAUACUGGUAUCGGCCAGCUAGAGGCUUCCUUCCAGCGUGACCUUGGAGAAGCCAAGAUACAUAUAAUAACAUAUUUAGGCGAUAAUAAGAAUGUCGUAUCCAACCAGGCAUCGCUAAUCAUUGCAAAUCAAGAAACCCAGUCAGUAUCACUCAAACAAUAUAUAGAUCAACGGCUUGGGGCCCUAGAGAACAACCAGCAAGAGUUUUUUACCCGAGCUUUAGCUGUGAGCGCUGGGGCUGAUGGACAAGCAACAUUACUCAACUUAAAUACCGAUAAUGGCUGUUGGGUCCGGAACAACGUUAGGGAGAAGAUGAAUCUUAGGAUGCCUGUGCGGAACAUCUUUGACUCUCUCUGUACCUGUCCAGUCACACAGCAGCACCAUUCCACAAAACGGCACCAAGCACAUUGUAUAUAUUCUCCGGGAAACCGCGAGGAGCGGACCUUUACCAGAAAAUUUCGAGUUUUCCGACGCAUGAUCACCGCAUCGUGUAAAGUUGAGUACGCUCGAAUGAACUGGGCUCGCGACUGGCAUGUCUAUCCUAAUCUAACGGUCCGAAUGACUGUACCGGUAGAUUCUCCCUCGUUCCUAGUAAUCCACAAGGCCCGGGUUAACUUGCGUAAUAUCAAAAGUAUACGAGAGUUAGAAGAGUUGUUCAAGGACACCUUGAUUAGUCUUAAAAAGAUUUUCACAAAUGGUGAAGGAUGGCCCACAGAUGUUGAUGAAUACGGUUGGAACUUGCUACAUGAAGUGGUUUUGGCAAUAUUUUUGUAUUCUGACUAUAUGGGAUCCGACGAAGCCGCAGUUGUCUUCAUGCAGUUUGUGGUCGCGUUGAACGAGAUAGGCGUGCCUAUAGAUGAUUGUUCAGGUUUAGGUACACCUCUUGGAUAUCUUCUUAACGGAAUGCGCCUUUCGUGGAAUCGUCUGGUCGACAAUUCCACGUUUGUAGCGCUUGUGGCUAAGAAUUUCUUGAAGACCUUAGAACUUCUAGAAACAACACCUGCUCCAUUACCUAAUCUUGACCAUUCGACUGCCAUGACAAUAAUAAAUCUAAGAGAUCCGGAAUUUUACGAACUGCUUGAGUACAACGACUUGAUAUACCUAAUUUUUCAUCGUUGUGAGCACGAUAUUCGGCGCCUCCUUAUGAGUGAUCCUUCGCUCAUGCAUUUCCGUACUCCUGAGGGACAAACGCCACUCCACUUCGCUGUAAACUGGCCUAGGGGCCUCUCCCUUUUGAUUAAAUAUGGAGGAGAAUCCAUCCAGUCUAUAAUCAAUGGUGGCGAUGAAGAUCUUGAUCCUGCCCCACCUCUAAACUAUGCGCUGUAUAUAAAAGAAGUUGAUUCUAUAAAGUUGCUACUCGAUGCCGGAGCCAGCAUUCCUCCAAAUUCUUUCCUCCUUUUCACAGCGGAAAUCGAUACGAACGAACGGGCCAAGCAAAUCAUGCAUCUCGUAGUUGAAUCGCUCGCAAAGCAACGAAAAGAUUUGUUACGAUUAGCUUUACAGUAUCUUCCCUCGGAAAAGAUCCAAGAGCUUGAGCUACGGAGCAAUGAAAUUCUUGACGAUAAAGCAUUUGUUGUCGCGGAAGCACUAAGACAACAGCAUGUUCCUAUGCCUACCGCUUACGACUUCCUAACACCGGGUUCAGUAUACCAUUGGGCAGGUUUGACCUAUCGUAUAGCUCAGAAGCUAUUCGAAGCUGGCUUUUGCAAAACAGAUGGAAAGCUCCACGGAUGCACCCCAUUAAAUACCCUCACUCGAUAUAGCCUUACCGCAAAAAACAAGGAACCUGAAUCGAGGCUAAAACUUAUUGCUUGGUUCAAAGAUCACGGAACUAACCUCCACGCCCCAGCUCAUGUGCCUAAUGAUAUUUUUCGUCUUGAAGGCAUUAUGGAAUGUGAUACUGCAUUCUAUAUUAAUAUACCGCGACCGCUUUUAACUAUCCACUAUCUAAUGCAUGUUUUGGGUUGUCUAACAUGGGACCAAAUACUGCUAUAUGGUUUAAAUUUGAACGGGCGUCUACUCCAACAAACUUAUACCCCAAAUCAGCCCAUAUUAUCCAGCCUGUUUGGAGACGAUACGUCGGACUCCUGCAGUUGCUUCUGCACGGCUGACGGAUGCACUCCAACUUCGAAGUACCUUACUACCGUUCUUCGAUUGCACUUCAAUCCUACUAUAUAUGAUAUUCAUGAUAAUAAUAGUCGUAGUGAAUGCAUGGCUGUUGCGAUACGAACGACUGAGAUAGCGACACCCGAUAGCAACAAGUACAAAGUCUCAGUAGAAUACAUUCGCCUCAUAACGUUUGCGGCUCUUGGAAUGCGUCAUACGUGCUGUCGAUUUAAGGAGCAAUGGGAAAGGGAUCCCCUUGUUGAUAAUGACCUGGUUCAUCUCCUGGAUAUAGCCGAGAUCAAAGAGAUACGAGAGGAAGACCGAUACCUGGCGGAGCAGCUGGAAGUUUUGAUGGACGAGUUUGAGAAGAAAUUCCAGGAAUUGAAUGUUCCAUUAAGUCAAUUUGUUGAGCAGUACUUGCUUCCUAGGCUUAGAGAAAUCAGAGAGGAGCGGGAUGAGAUGUCAGCAGAGGACUUACGUGCUAUUAGGGAAACUGGCGUCAUUCUUGAUGAGUUUUAGAGUUUCGUUGACGUCCUAUUUCUUGCUAUAUUAUCAAACAUUAUAGGUGUAUAUAUCAAUAGUGUAUGGUAUAAUAGCAUCAGUGCCGUGUAGAGAAUUGAGAGCCUCACACAUAUAUGCCAUCACAAACCUAGGCAGGUUUGGAAGUAUAUUUCUCCAAGAGGCACCUAAAUUACGCGUCAUGUUAUUUUGUUACCCACAGGUUCUACUGAUGCCUAGUCCGUGAUAUGCGUGCAUUAUUUGCAUUACUUUGUCG
Molecule: messenger RNA, 3448 nt
Organism: Daldinia decipiens
Lineage: Eukaryota; Fungi; Ascomycota; Sordariomycetes; Xylariales; Hypoxylaceae
Exons: 5
Coding region: 25-3192 (1055 amino acids)
Source: RefSeq, a predicted model, not a curated record